Molecule: messenger RNA, 1181 nt
Organism: Acromyrmex echinatior (Panamanian leafcutter ant)
Lineage: Eukaryota; Metazoa; Arthropoda; Insecta; Hymenoptera; Formicidae
Source: RefSeq, a predicted model, not a curated record
GAAGUUUUACUUGUAUCGAAUAUCGAUACAAUGUAAACUUAGCAUCGAUAUUUCAAAAUAUCGAAGUCUAAAAUAUCGAUAUCUCAACUCAAAAAUAUUGAUAUUAUGGAACAUCGUCGCUAUAUCAUCAUCUCUAUAAGCGCAAGUAAACAUUAGAGACGUAAACAAAGCGUGUGCAAGACUAAAGGCUCUAAAGAAAAUGAAAUUGUCCAAAUACAUUCAUUUAACGUAUUCCCAAGAGAAUUUAAUAGACUUUUUAGUUGAACAUCAUUUAUUAGUAGCUACAAUGAAUUGUGAUAACUGUAAAGAAAUUAUAGAUUUAAAUGAAGAAACACUACUAUUUGUAUGUAAAAAAAAAGCCACUACUGAAAAAGAAAGUAAUAAAAAAAGUCUAAACACAAUAUGUAAUUUUAAGAGAAGUGCCACAAAGGGAACAUGGUUUGAUAGGCUCGACACAGAUCUGCAAAUAAUAUGCAGACUCACAGCAUAUUUUGUUAUGGUGCCACGUACACGGCAAAAAUUUUUGCGUUACGAAACUGGUUUAUCAGUACCUACAAUUAAUGAGUGGAUAAAAUAUUGUAGAGAAGUAUGUGUAUACUGGGCGAAAAAGCGCAGUCAAAAGCUUGGAGGUCCAGGAAUGACUGUCGAAAUCGACGGAGCAAAAAUUGGCCGAAGAAAAGGUUGUGAUGUGACUAAAAAAAUUAAAGGUGACUGGAUAUAUGGUGGCUUCGAACGGGAAACGAGAAGAAUUUUUAUUGUACCAGUAGAAGUUGGAACAAAAGAAUCAUUGUUAAAAACGAUAAAGGAAUGGAUAAAUCCUGGAACAAGUAUCGUUACACAUUUUUGGAAAGCUUACAAUUGUCUUAACGACAAAAGCUUCAAAAGCCUGAAAAGAAAGCAUUCAUAUAAGUUCAUUGAUCCCAAAGCUGAUAAAAUAGCAGAUGACACACAUAUUCGAGAGAUUGAAUCUUGUUGGAGAGAAGUUCGAGCACAUAUGCCAAGACCUGCGUCCUAUUCUCUUCAGUGUUUCAGUGAAUAUCUUUUUAAACGCGUGAAUGAGUUAGAUGUACGUAUAGAAACAUUUUUUGAUAUUAUUGCAGAAAUGUAUCCACCAAAACGUUGAACAUUACAAACGUUACAGCAACAUCAUGAAAUAUAGAUUCCAUGUCUUAUAGAUAUUA